Molecule: messenger RNA, 360 nt
Organism: Jaminaea rosea
Lineage: Eukaryota; Fungi; Basidiomycota; Exobasidiomycetes; Microstromatales
Exons: 4
Coding region: 1-360 (119 amino acids)
Source: RefSeq, a predicted model, not a curated record
AUGGACACCAGGAAGUUCCCCGAUGACGCCAAGAUCGUUCCCCCUACCACCACCCCCAACAUGGGGAGCGGCCCUUCGGACCUGAACCCAGCGGGCGUCUUCCCUCCUACGGACAACAAGCCCGACCCUUCUCCACCCAAGCAGGAGGGUGCCUCCAUCUUCCAGUCCAUUGAGAACCCGUACGCUCUGCAGGAGGCCAUCAACAAGCUCGAGGGGAGUCUGGAUGAGGUGAUCCGCUUGUUUCAGGGGGAGAGGGAAACCCUGGCGAGUGAUGGUGGAUUCGAGAAAGGCAAGGAGGGCAUCGCGCUCUUCAGGGAAUGGAAGCAGACGCUCGAAAAGCUGAAGAAGGGUCAGAUGUAA